Periophthalmus magnuspinnatus is the source of this 4320-nucleotide messenger RNA. RefSeq names its product Fanconi anemia group A protein-like. NCBI's taxonomy places the organism in Eukaryota, Metazoa, Chordata, Actinopteri, Gobiiformes, Gobiidae. Gene Ontology annotation, cellular component: Fanconi anaemia nuclear complex. Bases 106 to 4266 code for a protein of 1386 amino acids. Gene Ontology annotation, biological process: interstrand cross-link repair. The transcript is spliced from 42 exons. The record is from RefSeq and is a predicted model, not a curated record.
GAGGAAGAAAAUUGCAAUGAGCCCGCCAACGUCAACGACGAGUGAGAACCUGAGAAAUGUAUACGUUUUACUAUUAAAAUCAAAUCAUUUUCAUUCCGUGUCAUUAUGGCUUUAACGCCCAAUGCUUCGUGCAGUUUGAUGUCACAGAAGAGACCUGUGUCCAGUUUAUUCGCUGGCCGUGUUGUGAAGCGGCUGAAGUGUGAAGGACCGCUGCAGGAAGCGGCUGUCCGACUUCUGCUGCAGAAUCAGAGUGUGAAGGAUCUGCUCACUGAAAUCUCAUUCAAUAAUUCAUCCACACCGAGUGGCUCUACAGAAUGUCCACUCAUUCCCUCAGCUGUGUCUGCUUCUCUUCUGAUGGGUGAGCUGAAGCAUGAGGCUGAGCAGCGCCAUGUUUCCCUGACAACUGUGACAGUGGCAGCGCUUGUGCCAAAACUGAAGGAGCUAACUCACACUAAAGAGGAGAUACUGCCAGCUACAUGCAGAGCCCAGCUGUGUCACCUGUUGUUGGAGUCGAGCCAUGAACUGUUGUCCCAGGGGGCGCUAUGUCCCAAGCUGCUCUGGAAGGAGCUCACCAGGGAAGAGAAUUUCCCAAAAUUGGAAGUGGCAUUCUAUCUUCAUUCUUACAACAUUAUCUCUCUCCAGUAUAUUUUGGAAAGUCCUGGAGUGAGGCCCUGGCUUGUGUCAGAGCUAAAGGCCCUUUGCAGCUGGAGUCCUGGAGAAGUCGAGACUAAAAAGGUCCAACAGCGUGUCCUGAUAUUGGUGCUGCAGGUCCUGAUAGGAGCUGCUUUUGAUGCCAGUCAGGAGGGAGUGUCUCAGAACAAGAGACUGUCUGGACUCUGCAGCUCUGUCCUGGACCACAUGCUCUUUUGGCUUCUGGAGACUGUUGAGAAAAGUGAGACCACAUCACCUGCAGCAACAGGACCACAAACAUGGAUUGAGUUGUUUGACACGACUCUGUGUGGAACGCUGGUGUCCACAGAAGCACUUAUGCGUUUUUUCAAACACUGCCUCACAAAAUCUCUCACCUAUCAGCCUCGCCUCACAGUGUCCUCUGCCAUCACUCUGCAGAACGAGUGGACCUUUGCUAAAACCAGCCCCCUGCUCACAAACCUGUUUCGUCAGCUCACUGUGGUAUUCAGUAUGGAGCAGCUAUUUUCUGACCUGCAACAAAUCUUAUCCACUCACGAAGUGAACUGGAGACAUGUGCUCAGCUUCCUCUCCACUGUGCUGGUCUAUAACUCCUCUGCCCAAACCAUUUUCACAGAGAUGUUGGAUGAUUUGCUGAGAGCUGCUUUUCAAAGUUACGAUCUUGAGAGUGUCAUAACGGCCUUUUUACUGGCACGACAAGGAGCCCUGGAAGGACCUGCAGUGUUCCCCUCCUACAGUGACUGGUUCAAGAAGUGUUUUGGGGGGAGCAGUAGCCCUCAUGGGGGCAGUAAGAAAGCUCUGGUGUUUCUCCUGAAAUUCCUGUCUGACCUGGUGCCAUUUGAACCCCCCCAGUACCUGAAGGUUCAUAUGCUCCAUCCUCCAUUUGUUCCAACGAAGCAUCGCAGUCUGUUCCUGGAGUAUGUGUCCUUGGCCAAAACCAGGCUGGCAGACCUUAAAGAGUCAUUGGAGGACAUGGGCCUUUAUGAGGAUGUGUCUGCAGCACCAACAGAACAGGCUCAGUGUCAUGAGGUGCAGGAUGUGGAAAAGGCUGUGUCUCUGUUUGAGAGCACAGGGAGGAUCUCAGCCACAGUCAUGGAAGCCAGUAUUUUCAGGCGGCCAUAUUUUUUGACCCGAUUUCUACCUGCUCUACUGGCUCCAAGAGCGCUUCCUUCCAAAGAAGAUGCUCGCAUGAAAUUCAUAGAAGCACUGAAAAAAGCAGAUAAGAUUCCCCAGGUUCAGUACUCUUCAUAUGUGACGUCCUGUAAGAAAGAAAAGCAGAAAGACACAGUUUCAGACUCACAUGAUUGUCCUGUAGAUGUCCUGAGAGGUCAGCUCAACUCUAUUAGAGAGAUGGUUCUGUCUGAGGACCAAAGAGAGCUGUCGGCGCUGAUAUCCCGGAUGUCCCACACUCUGAGUGUUCUCUGUCCUCCUCUGUCCGGUCAGACUGAUGUGGUCCCACUGCACACGGGCAGCCCGCUCCCUGACCUCCAUGUACAGGUGGUCAAUAUGAUUCUGAGGAGCUUCUGUCAGUGUGUUUUGGACACAUCCAAAGAACCACCCACAAAACAUAUCUGGGCCUCCAGAUUUGUGUUGGCAUUGACUGAAAACAGACCAGUGUUUUCCUGUCUGGUGCACAGGCUGUGGGACCUCUUUCAUAACCAGGUAUCCUCUCUGAGUGCUGUUCAUGUACUGGGGCUGGCAGUCUUGUUGGUGCAUAUACAUACCUGCUCUAGCCACUGCCCCCUGGUGGAGUUUCAGCCAAGUGCACCCAGACCUCUGUGUGCGACCGAGGCUCUGUGCUCUGGGCUCCGAUGUGACACCCAUACACACAUGCUGUUCAGCCUCAGGUUUUGUCUUGUGGCUGUCUGCUAUAGCAUGAGCAGUGGAAACGCAGAUCUAGACCAGCUCAUUCCCAGCAGUGUGUAUAAAAAGCUGCUGUACCUUGUCCCGCGGUUGUUGCCUCAUGCCCGGAUGUCUGUCUCUGAUGAGUCUGUGGGUGACGCUCCUGUCACAUGGGCAAGAGCCACAGAGGAGGAAGGGUCCUGGAGGAACACUGCCCUUAGUCUGUGGAGGAACCCUGCCUUUCGGUCCCUCCAGCUCAAAACACAGUUCCAGCUAACCUUUUCAGAAUGGCUACAUAAUGAGCUCCAAGUUUGCAGAGGUGACGAUGCCCUGUCUGAUCCUGAACGGCAGGACUACCAUGAGUGGACAUUCACAGAGCUGUUCCUGCCCCUCCCCGAGCAGGAGGGAGGCUUUGGAGGAGAAGUGAAGACUCUCUGCUGCCAACUGCUCGAUGCUGUCCUCGAUAAUGAGGUGAAAUAUGGUGCAAAUCGCAGAGGAACACUGUCAAUUCUUCCAGACAUCAUCUCUAGGUUGCAGACGUGUAUGUAUGAUGUUUGGCUGUCUGGACGCUCUGACAGACCCGAAAUAGGACGGCUCGCUUUUGAGCUGCUGUCCCACAGGAUGUCUUCUGUCCCAUCAGCUUCUCCCAGCACCAGCUCAGAGCUUGUCCUGCAUCGCACUAUGCAAUCAUGGAACAGAGUGUUCCUGGCCCUCCCUUCAUCACUGUUCCUGUCUGCAGCAGUGGAAGGAGACAGGUCCACUCUGGAGUAUGAUCUCCUAAUAGAACACAUCAAUCAGCACCAGAGAAUGGUGUGUUGUGCUGACAACGUGCUGCCCUGUCAUACAACUACACACAUAAUUAAAGGAGUGUUGUGUGCAAAUGCUCACCUUAAGGAGGAUGAGAAAUCUCAAUGGUUCAACAUAGCUUGGUCUCAGUUCAUCUUUCGGUGCCCUCUGCUCCUUGUCUCCUCUAUGUACUGGUGGGAUCACAUAUGUGCGUCCCUGUACUACAUGUGGAGGCGCUACCCUCAUCUGCUUGCCCCGCUGUCUCAGUGCCACCAAUGGGCUCAGAGGGUUUUGUGUGGACAGAUAGAACCCACCCCCUCAGCUCCACCUCUGCAGUUGGCGGCCUGUCUGUAUCGGGCCCUACACGACUGUGAACGUCCCAAUAAUGCUUACAUUUCAGUGCUGCGACAAGAGCAGCAAAGUGAGGUUUUGGUCUUCCUACUUUCUCUGUGUGUCAACCGCCACCUGUCGUCCUUGCUGCAUCCUGAGACAAAACGUACGCAUACAGCUGGGACAUGCACUGCUCUGCUCAGUGAAUUGGUGCACUCUUCUGACUGGCUAAGCAUCCUUAAAACUAAUGAACAAGGAGUUUAUCAGCCUGCUGCCAUGUUGGUGUCAGAUGAUAUGAAUCGGCUAAUGCCAUGGGCUUUUUACAGCCUCUUGUGUCAGCAGAGUUCAGACUUCUUGAAUAAAGCGGUGCGUUGUCCAGGCUUCAUCCACACUGCUGUGCUCCAUUACAUCAGUCUUCUGCGCCUCUUCAUCGACGGACAUACCCCCACACAGACGUCCAACCAGGUGGGGCCUUCAGAAGUAGUGGUCCAAAGUAAAAAGCUGUUGUUAAGAUGUAUAUCUCAGAUGUCAGGUUUUGCUCUGUCGUCCUCUCACCGCAGACAGCUGCAAGACCUGUGUGCCGAGCUGGACCCUGAAGUCACAGCCGCCCUUGGUUACCAUGACAACCUGAGCCUCAGCCCUGAAAUGGACUUCAUCUGACCACACCAAAGACUGCUGAAGUUAAAAACUUUUAUUUACAGCACAAAUGCCCAU